AUGCCUGAGGAAAUGCGCUGUCAAUAUUCUAGUAAAAGAUGCGAGAGCGAACGUACGAACAAAAAGAGUGGAGGAUUGCACAAGUUCUGUGCCAUGCAUCGUGAAAAGGCCAAUCGCAACCAAAUGCGUUUGGAUCAACGACGUCGCGUCGUCAAACAGCAACAGAAGGAUCUUCAGCGACAGCAACAGGCACAGCGGAUGCAAACAUUUCAAGUUCAGCAGUUGCAACGACCACUUUGUUGUUCACCCGCUGCCAUGGCGGCAGGACAGAAUUAUAACUACAUGCAUCGGACACAGAGAAGUCCAAUGAACACACUGCGGAGCUCAAUGAAUGCCAAGUCCAUGUCCCCGCCUGAUAUGACGAUUAGCAUAAAGCGACAGGAAGCACCACAUUUGCCACUCUUUGACCAGCAUGACCUCGAGAUUCUCGAAGCAUUGCUUUUCAGUAGCGACGAUGAGCAAAGUGACGCUGCGCCAGUGACUCAUUGUAACGCAUCUCAUUUCUUACGCGCGCCGUCGUUUGUGAAUGUUUGA
This is a messenger RNA of Plasmopara halstedii, 534 nucleotides long. RefSeq lists its product as uncharacterized. The transcript has a single exon. The record is from RefSeq and is a predicted model, not a curated record. Bases 1 to 534 code for a protein of 177 amino acids. NCBI's taxonomy places the organism in Eukaryota, Oomycota, Peronosporomycetes, Peronosporales, Peronosporaceae.